Bathycoccus prasinos is the source of this 1890-nucleotide messenger RNA. Its product is annotated as serine/threonine protein kinase. Bases 1 to 1890 code for a protein of 629 amino acids. The transcript has a single exon. NCBI's taxonomy places the organism in Eukaryota, Viridiplantae, Chlorophyta, Mamiellophyceae, Mamiellales, Bathycoccaceae. Gene Ontology annotation, molecular function: protein kinase activity; ATP binding. Gene Ontology annotation, biological process: protein phosphorylation. The record is from RefSeq and is a predicted model, not a curated record.
AUGACGACGACGAACAACAACAACAAUGAAGAAGAAGAAGCACAACAAAAGUGCGCGAAAAUCCUCGACCAUCUCCGCUCGAUGAACGAAUCAGAGAGAGAGAGACAAACGCGUUUAGAUUUGAGCGAGUGCGGUUUGCGCGCGGUACCGAAAGAGGUUUUGCGGUUACGAAAUCUGGAAUUUCUCAAUCUCGGGAAAAACAAGUUGCACGCGCUGCCGGAUUCGUUCGCGAAGGAUUUACCGAACCUGAAGAUCUUAUUCUGCCUCGCGAACGAGUUCAGGAAAGUUCCAGAAGUUCUGGGCGAGAUGGAGCACUUGUUCAUGCUUUCGUUCAAAGCGAAUAAAGUGCGAGAGAUACCGGAGCAGUCGUUACCGAUUGCGUCUUUAGGAUGGUUGAUUCUGAGCGAUAACGAGAUUGAAGUGUUGCCGAAGAGUUUAGGAAAGUGUCGAAAGAUGAGGAAGUUGAUGUUAGCCGGGAAUAAAAUCAAGGAAUUGCCGACUUUUAUGAGCGAAUUGGUAAAUUUGGAGUUAUUGAGAGCGAGCGAUAAUCGGAUCGAAGUAUUUCCGGAGUUUUUGUACCGGUUGCCGAAGCUGGCGUGGUUGGCGUUCGCGGCGAAUCCGUGCACGGAAAAAGCGGCGGCGAACGCGAUGGAGAGAGGUACACGAGCGGUCAAACGCGUCGUUAAUUUUGAGGAUUUAGGGGUGGAUGAAGGGAAAAAAUUGGGCAGCGGCGCGAGUGGGACGGUGUAUCGAGGAGAAAUGGACGGAUUCAACGUCGCGAUUAAAGUGUAUAAUAACAUGGGGAAAACGAGCGACGGGAGGCCGGAAGACGAGAUGGCCGCCGCGAGUUUAGCGACGUCGACAACGAGUGAUAUAGUCGAGGGAGAACAAGAUGAGCAAGAGGAAACCGUUGGUAGCGGCGGCGUCAUCGAAACGUUGGCGAAAUUCACCACCAAAGACGGCAAACGCGGUCUCGUGAUGGAAUACUUAGACCCGACGGAUUGGAAAAACUUGGGCGGGCCGCCCAGCUUCGAAACAGUUACCCGAGACGUGUUCGAUGAAAGAGAGGGAAAAUUCACCGCGCGAGAAAUUCUAGCCGUCGCCGUUAACGUCGCCAAAGGUAUCAAUCAGCUGCACAAAAAUGGCGUCUGCCAUGGCGACAUCUACGCGCACAACAUUCUCAUCGACCGCGACGAGGAUUACCCUUCGGCGAAACUAGGAGAUUUCGGUGCCGCGAUGUUUUUCGACGACGACGAGAAUCCUCAAUUUUCACAAAUGGUUCGCGAGAACGAAGCCAGAGCGUUCGGGUGUUUACUCGACGACAUGUUAGUCAACUACGACGGCACGCGAGGCGGCUCAAAUACCGUUAUGAUUCGCGAGAACAUUGAAGCCGGCCAAACGCAAUACGCCGGCAACAAAAUAUUUAUGGAACCGAAGAGUUACCGACCAUCGACGCACCUCGAUAACGACGAAGGCAAAACCGAAGGAGAACUCACGCCUGCGCAAAGCAGAGAAGAACGAGAACGACGACGAGACGAACACUUACAAAAAAGAACCCACGAGCGGCGCGAAGCAGAUAAAGGACUCGUCUCCAUAAACCUCCCAGAAGACGGCCACGAAAAAACCAUCGCAUCUUUGCGUCAACUCGCGGACAACCUCAUGCACCCAACCCGCUCGGUUCGUCCCAAAAAUUUCGAAGCAGUCGUCAAACGCGUCCAAGAAAGCGAGAAACUCUUCUUCGGCGACUAUUACGCGAAAAAACUCGAAAGCCUCCAGAUUCUCCAGCGGAGAAGGUACGACGUCGAUCUUCUCAGAGAUAGGAGUCUUUUUCGAAGGAAGGACCCUAAGCGCAGGGAGGAGAGAAACGAUGACGACAAAGAGACAAAGUAG